Molecule: messenger RNA, 1572 nt
Organism: Chiloscyllium plagiosum (whitespotted bambooshark)
Lineage: Eukaryota; Metazoa; Chordata; Chondrichthyes; Orectolobiformes; Hemiscylliidae
Gene: angptl5
Product: angiopoietin like 5
Biological process (GO): regulation of immune response; negative regulation of T cell activation
Source: RefSeq, a predicted model, not a curated record
AGGGAUGUGCAAUAAAUGCUGGCUUAGCCAGUGACGCCCUUAUCCUGUGAAUGAAUUUUUAAAAAUUAGAAUAUACUGCAAUAAGCAAAGCAAGAGUCAGAAGUAAUGGAGUUAAUGAUUGAAAGUAUUAAUUUGGAAUUAUUUAGAUAAAAUUUUAACAGUCUGGAAGUAUAUUUGACAGGAAUAUGACAUUGAAUGGUAGGAUAGUUUCUGAGAACCUGUGUAAUAUUGCCUGAUGCAAUGCAUGUAUAUAAUGUAAAGCAUUUUAUGUUCUGGAGAAGGCUGAACCUUCUUCGUAUGUGACUAAUAAAAUGUGACUGGGACAACAUGAAGCAUGUUACAAAAAUCACCAGAAUUCAGGAUGGAUGUCAAGAAUAAAGCUUAACAGUAUAAUUGGUCCUUUCGUGUGGAGUGCUCCACCAUUCAGUACAGUAGGUAGGACCCAGGAUUUGAUUGAUGUCCCUCUGCUGCGCUCAGUUGGUUUGAAAUCACAAUGUUCCUUUCAUUGAGAUUUUAAAGGCUGGGCAUAGAUGUACCAAGAACGAUUGUAUCAGUUUCCAGCUUCACGAUGAUUAAAGAGACAAUUGUAUUCUCCUGUGAUGGGUAGGAGCCUCAGUCAUUCUUCUACAAGUGUUAAUUUCAACAGACUGGAGUCUCCUAAUUCUAUGCUUGAGUGAAGCUGGAGAUGAUGCAAAACAAAUAAAUUAUCUUCUGGUUUAAGCUUUCUCUUCAAGCCAAGCAACAAUGUACCCGUUGAUGCAGCCAGAAGCCAUCUUCCUAAACAUUGCAAUAUUCCUGAGUCCUUACUUCCAAUCAGUUUACUCCAGGGAACAUCAAACUCCUAAAGAUUGCGCAAGUGAUGAAUGCAAGGUGGAAGGAAUUGAUUGUACACAUAUCAAGGAACUAGUUCCCAAAGCUUCAAAUGGUGUAUAUAUGAUUCAGCCAGUAAGAACAUCCAAGCCAUUUAAGGUAUUUUGUGACAUGAAGGAUGGGGGUUGGACCAUAUUCCAGAUUAGAAAUGGUUUAGAUUCCCUGAAUUUUCAAAAAGGUUGGGCUGAGUACAAGAAAGGAUUUGGACAUCCUAGCUGUGAACAUUGGCUGGGAUUGGAAAACAUUUACUUACUGACUAACCAGGCAAAUAAGAAAUUUAAACUUCGUGUAGAAUUAAAAGACUUUGAAGACAACAGUGCACAUGCAGAAUAUUCUGAAUUCUGGAUUGACAGUGAAACAGAAUUUUACAGACUUCAUCUGGGAAAUUACUCAGGAAAUGCAGGUGAUGCUUUCAGAGGACCAGGACCCCCAGAAGAUGACCAAAAUAGUCAUAUGUUCAGUACUUAUGACCAGGAUAAUGAUGAUUGCAAACCCUGCAUCUUUGGUGACACUGCAAUUGAAAGUUGCAGUGCUAUGUUUGGUAGUGGAUGGUGGUUCAGUCAAUGUGGAAUGGCAGAUUUAAAUGGAGACUGGCAUUCAAAAGAUAAUAACAUUGGCUGGUUGUCUGGAAUACACUGGAAAACUUGGAAAGAGGUACCAUAUUCAUUCCAAGUCAGUCAGUUAAAAGUUCAAUCAGUGUAA